Rotaria sp. Silwood2 is the source of this 486-nucleotide messenger RNA. The record is from the annotation of a GenBank genome assembly. NCBI's taxonomy places the organism in Eukaryota, Metazoa, Rotifera, Eurotatoria, Philodinida, Philodinidae.
AUGUACAGUGCACAUUGCGAUGGAGAUUUCGUCGUUUUUCUUAUUGGUGCUCGUCCUAAUGGAGCAAAUCCUUUCACGAAAUCUUUUUUUGAAAUUGGAAAUGCAUUUAGAAGCAUGGUAGAAGAAUUGGAGUCGGAUCCAACAUUAGGCUACAUGGGAGGCGACUUCUAUGUUGGAGCAAAUGAACGUAAAAGCACAUCAUUACAUGUGCAGUAUUGGCGCAAUUAUGAGUCACUUCAAAAAUGGACCCACACAAAAAUGGGUCUUCAUUUCAAAACAAUGAUGGAAUAUAUGAAGACAGAUCGUAUUGAAGGUGUUAAUGGAAUAUGGCAUGAAACAUACAAAGUGAGAGAUGGUGAAUAUGAAGCCAUCUAUGGAAAUAUGCCACCUAUCGGUCUCGCUUUGGCAACAUCAGCCAUGCCUGAAACAAAGAUAAAUAAUGGACAAGGAAGAAUGAAACGACCAAGCAAGAAGCAGCAAGCAUAG